UUCACUUAUCCAACAUGUCUGCGCCCUGUAGGAUGCGGCGCACAGCGUGAGUGAACGGGACAAGUGUCACAAACGGUCACAGUGAGUGAAUGGAUUCUCGGUCGACUCGGAGGCAGAUUUAAGGUUUCACACGCAGUCCAGGAUGUCAAAGAUCUCCAAGGCAGCCAAGGCUGUGAAGAAGUUGGACACAGGUGGCAUAAUCCGGGCUAUCGUGAGGUCAGGGCAAGCUUCCCCAGGACCUCCACUAGGCCCCAUUCUGGGACAGAAAGGAAUACCCAUCGGGCAGUUCUGCAAAGACUUCAAUGAAAAAACCAAGGAGCUGAAGGAGGGCAUCCCUCUCCCGGUCCAGAUCCACGUGAAGCCCGACAGAACGUAUGACCUGAAGAUCGGCCAGCCCACGGUCUCCUACUUCCUCAAGCAGGCGGCAGGAAUCGCAAAAGGAGCCGGCAAGACAGGCCACGAGACAGCGGGGAUGGUGUCAGUGAGAGCAGUGUAUGAGAUUGCCAAGGUGAAGGCUGAGGAUGAGUGCUUCAAAAUGAGGAACACCUCCCUAGAGACCGUGGUCAGAAGCAUCAUUGGCUCGGCCCGUUCACUGGGCAUCAAGGUCGUCAAAGAUCUCUCUGCUGAUGAGUACAAAGUCUUCUUGGAGCGCAGGGAGGAGAAGUUGAAAGCUGAUGCAGAAGCAGCUGCAGUGGCUGCAGCCGAAGCUCUUGGUAAAAAGAAAUGAAGGCCUGCAACAUCCAACGCUGACCCAAACUCCACCCCCCCGCCCAGAAAUCCAUUCCUGUUUGUUUUUAACUUUAUAUAAAUGUAGCACAUCAUGUUGUGCGAGUCUGAUCUGAAUAAACAGUUGUUCUGUGA
Solea senegalensis (Senegalese sole) is the source of this 861-nucleotide messenger RNA. RefSeq names its product mitochondrial ribosomal protein L11 (gene mrpl11). Gene Ontology annotation, cellular component: ribosome; mitochondrial large ribosomal subunit. Lineage: Eukaryota; Metazoa; Chordata; Actinopteri; Pleuronectiformes; Soleidae. Bases 143 to 727 code for a protein of 194 amino acids. Gene Ontology annotation, molecular function: large ribosomal subunit rRNA binding; structural constituent of ribosome. Gene Ontology annotation, biological process: translation. The transcript is spliced from 6 exons. The record is from RefSeq and is a predicted model, not a curated record.